Cetraspora pellucida is the source of this 1623-nucleotide messenger RNA. The record is from the annotation of a GenBank genome assembly. NCBI's taxonomy places the organism in Eukaryota, Fungi, Glomeromycota, Glomeromycetes, Diversisporales, Gigasporaceae.
AUGUCUAAAAAAAAAAAAUCAAAGAAUAAACCAAACCAAUAUGAGAAAAGAAAAAAAUCAAAUAAAAAAAUAAACCAAAAUAAGAAAAAAAGGAAUGAUACAGGUUUGCAAAGGGAUAGUGUGGAGACCAGUAUUGAAUCCGAGCAAGAACAAAAUAGUCACUCUGUUGCUAAUACUAAACUUGAUAUUAGCAACAGUACCUCUAGUAGCAACGAUAAGAAGGAUGCUACCACCGAGACAAUUUGUAAAGAAAUAGACGUUCCAGUUACCAAUGUAGUAACUGAAAUGAAAGAAUGUACACAAAAUCUAAAGCUUAAAUCUCCAGAAUCAGAACCAUGGUGGAAGACAGCACGCAUCAAAAAAAGUGAUGGCAGCAUUGAAAUUAAUGGUUCAGUAUGUAAGAAUGCGAAACUCAAAUUACCCGAGGCUAAUGACACGCAAGGCCAAGGUUCUUCUGUUGGAGAUUACAGUAAUCUUAAUGCCGAACAAAGUCUUAACAACACUACUAAUACUGAGCAAAACUCAAGUGCUAAUAGUGUUGAGGAUAACCUGAUUGGCACGCAAGGUCAAGGUUCUUUUGUUGGAGAUUAUGCCGAACAAGGUCUUAACAACGAUGCUUCUAAUACUAAGCAAAACUCAAGAACUACUAGUGCUGAAGAUAACCUUAAUGUUACGAAAGAUCAAGGCUCUUUUGUUGGUGAUGCUAGUGAUUCGAUAAUAAACAAAAUCAGUAUUUUAGUUGCUGUCAUCGUUAUUAUUUUCGGAUUUGCAUUUUAUUAUGAACCAAUAUUUGAAAUAUUCUUUCCGCCAGUUGAUUUGCCUAUAUUCGGAAAUCUUAUAAAUACUACUAAUUCGCUUUCAAGACAACUCGUUGAACUUGAUAUACCAGCAUCCUCUGUGAUCAUAGAAUAUCGAGUAACAAGUAAAUUUCUUGCCGACGUUAUAAACAGGCAUGAACUAUCCUCUAAAAAUUCUGAUAGUGUGGCUCAGUAUCUUAAUCAGCUUGGGGAUAAAAUAAUUAAAUCAGGAGAGGCCAUCGAAAAAAUGUAUUUGACUGGUAAUUAUGUUCUUAAGGAACUUAUGGCAGAGCUAAAAUCCAUUAAUGAUGAAAUUUAUCAGGAAAAAGUUAUUACAAAACGGGAUGCAAUAUAUUUUGUUGAACGUCACGAAAAGAUUUUAACAACCAUUACUAAGCUACGAGAUGAACUUAGAAUGACUGUAAAUGAACUUGAUGAUCUUUAUAAUUUGUAUAAUGGGAUGCACCACCAACUUGCAAAUGGGAUGAAAGAUGUAGAAUUUUUCUUUAGUGGGAUUAAACUAGAGUUAAUGGAACGCUAUCGUUAUGAUACAGGAAAAUUAGAACAAAAUUUUGGUUAUUUAUUACAGAUAAUGAAAAAGGUUCCAGACAUACGGCAUCGUAUUAAUAAUCUGUUGUCUGAAUUCGACAAGCAUCGAUUGGCAGUGAUCGAGUGUCGCAGUGAAUGGGUCGGAUUGUGGAGGCGCAAGUUAGUUACUUACGAUGAUACCAAGAGAUUUGAGGAGGUGAUUCAGAAAUUAACAAAUGUAAUUAGAAUCUUUAAAAAGAAAGAUCUAGAAAAUAUUGAAAAACGAAUUUACAUAUAA